Messenger RNA from Ustilaginoidea virens, 1200 nucleotides. RefSeq lists its product as uncharacterized. The record is from RefSeq and is a predicted model, not a curated record. The transcript is spliced from 4 exons. The coding region runs from base 1 to 1200 and encodes 399 amino acids. NCBI's taxonomy places the organism in Eukaryota, Fungi, Ascomycota, Sordariomycetes, Hypocreales, Clavicipitaceae.
AUGAGGAAAACUCUUGUGCUAUGUUUUAUCCACGGAUUCAAGGGUGGCGAAUCAACCUUUGGAGAUGACUACCAGUUCACAAAGCAUCUUAGUGAUGUAGUGGCUCUGAAACUACCAAAGGUAGAUGUGCGCGUGCUGGUGUAUCCCAAGUACGAGACAAGAGGUGAUUUGGGACAGUGCGUGAGCCGCUUCCGUGACUGGUUGGAGGAAAAGGUCAUAGACAUGGAAGUGGCGUCAGGCACGCCGUCUCCCACCGUCGACCCGUCAGUGAGAACGGUUCUGGUCGGCCACUCGAUGGGCGGCAUUGUCGCGGCCGAGUUGGUCAUUGCUUUGGCUUCGGAAAAGCCAAUCUACUCCGAGGACGGCAUCGAAAAGACGGGCAAGCCCAGCUUCAACAGUCUCAUGUUCCCGUAUAUCCAGGGGGUGCUGGCGUUUGACACGCCAUAUCUGGGCAUAGCACCUGGAGUGGUUGCCCACGGCGCUGAGGAGCACUACCAGAGUGCCGCGGCUACGCUCUCCCAGCUCAGCGGGUUGAAGACGGCGCUCUGGGGCACCAACACGGCACGGGCUCCCGCUUCUGCCGCUACGAAGUCCGCGGAAGCAGCGAAAUCCACAGAAGCAGCAGCAGCAGCAGCCGGCGGCGGCGGAUGGGCAAAAUGGGGCAGGAUGGCCAUGUACGCCGGGGCGGCGGGCGCGGUUGCCGCCGGCGGAGCCGCAGCCUGGGUGAAUCGCGACCAAAUCACCGAAGGGUGGACAUGGGCAUCCUCUCACCUGGAAUUCGUCGGCUGUCUUGCUCGGGCAGAGGAGCUGAAGAAGCGCGUGAGGUUCAUGGUUCAGCUCCACGAGGACCUGAACAUGGGUUAUGCCAACGUGUACACGCGCCUGGGAAAAGCCGCCUCCUCCAAGGUUAGCAUGGCAGGCACCGUGCUGGGCAAGGACAGGACAUUUUGCAAUCUCCCCAAGACGAUGGCAGCGGGCGACUGGAUGGAGGCUGUGAAUGACAAGGCCACCGACGAAACUGUGGCACACAUGACCAUGUUUGAACCGGCUAAAAAUCCCGGCUACGAGAAGCUGUCGCUUGACGCAGCAGGCUUAAUUGCUCAGUGGUCGCGGAACGAUUGGUACGAAAGUAGCUCGGACGAUGGUUCUGGACCAGCCGAUGAGGGAGAGCGCCCACAAACUGCGCCGGCGGAAUCAUAA